UCGGUGACCUUCCCGAGUAGCUGGCUGUGCGGGUCGGGGCUGCCCGAGCCGUUGGUCCUGCGGCGAGAUGUUUCAGAGCCUGAUGAGAAAUGUGUGGGUCCCCAUGAAGCCCUACUACACUCAGGUGUACCAGGAGAUCUGGGCGGGCGUGGGGCUGAUGAGCCUCAUCAUCUACAAGAUCCGCAGUGCGGAUAAAAGAGCUAAAGCUCUGAAAGGUUCGAGUCCCGCGCCUGCUCAUGGUCAUCACUAGCAGCCGAGCCGAGGGCGCAGCGGGGAGCGUUGGCUGUUAGAUGGGGACGAAGGACAGUAUCUAGAAGUGCCGUGCCCUUGCUGGCAUGAAUAAACAUACCUUAGACACCAAAAAAAAAAAAAAAAAAAAAGAA
This is a messenger RNA of Myotis daubentonii (Daubenton's bat), 383 nucleotides long. Its product is annotated as ATP synthase F(0) complex subunit j, mitochondrial. Lineage: Eukaryota; Metazoa; Chordata; Mammalia; Chiroptera; Vespertilionidae. The record is from RefSeq and is a predicted model, not a curated record. Gene Ontology annotation, cellular component: proton-transporting ATP synthase complex; mitochondrion.